Stegostoma tigrinum is the source of this 1305-nucleotide messenger RNA. RefSeq names its product POU domain, class 5, transcription factor 3 (gene pou5f3). The record is from RefSeq and is a predicted model, not a curated record. Lineage: Eukaryota; Metazoa; Chordata; Chondrichthyes; Orectolobiformes; Stegostomatidae. Gene Ontology annotation, molecular function: RNA polymerase II cis-regulatory region sequence-specific DNA binding; DNA-binding transcription factor activity, RNA polymerase II-specific. The coding region runs from base 1 to 1305 and encodes 434 amino acids. Gene Ontology annotation, biological process: regulation of transcription by RNA polymerase II. The transcript has 5 exons.
AUGUCAGUUAGUCCUGGUCAAGGUGCUAAUGGGGCUAAAUCAGUCCAGUCUCCAGAGAGAGCAGCUCUGGUACCUUUUGGGAAUGGGGUUGCUCAGGAUGUGGGUGCCCAGUUUUACAAACCUGGUUACAAUGGCCUCUCAGCCCAGUAUCUCUUUCCUUUCCAACCUCUGAAAGGGGAAUAUGGCCGCUCUGAGUCACCUGUAGGAGACUGUGCAGCGGUUUCCCACUCAAGUUAUUGGUAUCCCUUCCCUGGUGCUGAGCCAGUACCAACCCAUCGAGCUGGCCACCAAAGCCAACUGGCAGCAGCUGGAGGAUACAUCAACCGGCCGGAGGUUAAAACCGAGAAGGAGAGCAGAGGUUACCCCCAGGAGGUGAGGUACAGUUCGCCCAGUGGCCCGGGUCCUUCCUACCCUCCCCGAUGGAGCAGCCCGUUUUGGCAGCCGGCCCUGGCCGCAUCCAGUAGCAAUUCAAGCCCCGGCUCCUCCUCGUCCUCGGGGCCGCUUCCCAGUCAGAACUAUGGGCCCUUCCCUUCACCCCCCCAGGUGUAUCCUAGCCCUUCCCAGCACAGAGACAGCAGUCAACCUCUCCAACCCAACACUGGUUCCACCGGCACGGCCAGCGAGGAAGGUCAAUCCAGCGACAGCGAGGAGGAGUACCCCACCAAGGAGAAAAUGGAACAGUUUGCUAAAGAACUUAAGCACAAGAGAAUUACGCUUGGCUUCACACAAGCUGAUGUUGGAUUAGCUUUGGGGAAUCUCUAUGGGAAGAUGUUCAGUCAGACCACUAUCUGCAGGUUUGAAGCUCUCCAGUUGAGUUUCAAAAACAUGUGCAAAUUGAAGCCAAUACUUCAGCGCUGGCUGAAUGAUGCAGAGAAUAAUGGCAGCCUGCCUGAGAUCUGUAAUGUAGAGCAGGUUCUGGAUCAGUCCAGGAAACGGAAGAGGAGAACUAGCAUUGAGAACGGCGUGAAGAGGAACUUGGAGACUUACUUCAUGAAGUGUCCUAAGCCCACAAGUGAGGAGAUCUCCCAGAUUGCUGAAGAUCUCUGCUUAGACAAAGAGGUGAUCAGAGUUUGGUUCUGCAAUAGGCGACAGAAAGGGAAGAGGAUGACUCUGCCAUGUAUGGAAGAAAAUGAUGUACAGAUUCCUGAGGGGAGUCCACUCCACAUGUCUCCUGGUUCUCUCAUGUUACCUGAGCCCACAGUAACCCAAGGAUACAGUGCACCUAUGGUCCCACCUCCCAUGUACAUGCCACCCUUCCCUCAAGCUCUGCACCCCGCUGUCUCCAUGGGCAAUCACCCCAGUUAG